CCGGCCGCCCGUUCUCGCGAGAUCACUCCCACUCCCGGCAUCCAUUUCGCGGCUGGAGCGAAGGGGGGCGGCUCUGAGGGAAGAUGAAGGCAGCGGCCAUGUUGGGAGCUUCAGGGUGCUUUUGGUGCGGGGUGUGCUGAGGGAGUCUGCGCAGGGAAAGCCGUCGCUGGGGGAUCGGCGCAAGGUCGGGCUCGAAGCGGGAGGAGUAGAGCGCCUACUACGACUGUGAGCCGGGCUCGCUUAGUUGCUCGUGCCCGGCUUCAGGAGCGCUCGGCAGGGGAGGAGGGGGGGGUGUCCCUGACCGAGGAGCCAGCACCAUGAGCGGGGGGACGCCCUACAUCGGGAGCAAGAUCAGCCUUAUCUCCAAGGCCGAGAUCCGCUAUGAAGGGAUCCUGUACACCAUCGACACCGAAAACUCCACUGUGGCGCUGGCCAAGGUUCGCUCCUUCGGUACAGAAGAUAGACCAACUGAUAGACCUAUACCACCUCGUGAUGAAGUCUUUGAGUAUAUUAUAUUCCGUGGCAGUGACAUUAAAGACCUAACUGUCUGUGAGCCACCAAAGCCUCAGUGUUCUUUGCCACAGGAUCCUGCUAUUGUUCAGUCUUCACUAGGAUCUUCGACUACAUCUUCAUUCCAAUCUGUGGGGUCCUAUGGUCCUUUUGGCAGAAUGCCUGCAUACAGUCAGUUUAGUCCAAGCCCGCUGGUGGGGCAGCAGUUCGGCGCUGUUGGAGUUGCAGGAGGUUCUUUAACAUCUUUUGGAACAGACUCUUCAGCCAGUACUAGCAUGUCCCAAAGCACUGCAGUUGGUUCUGCAUUUACAACAGAUGCAAGAUCACUAAAACCACAGAUGUCUCAAGGUCGUUCAAGCCCUCAGAUAGAUCAUUUGAGAAGGAGCCCCACCAUGGAACAAGCAGUACAAACAGCUUCAGCCCACUUGGCUACUCCAGCACCAGUUGGGAGGAGGAGUCCUGUACCAGCCAGACCUUUGGUGUCUGCUAGCCAAAAAUCGUUAGAGAAUCAAGAGCACAGACGAGCUGAAGCACACAAGGUUUCAAGAUCAGAAAAUGAACUCAGAAAUGAAAACAAACGACAAAUUGUUCCAGGUGGACCGUCAGCACGGAGAGGCCGUGGAGGUCACAGAGGGGGCCGAGGAAGAUUUGGUAUUAGGAGGGAUGGUCCAAUGAAGUUUGAGAAGGACUUUGACUUUGAAAGUGCAAAUGCACAAUUCAACAAGGAGGAAAUUGAUAGAGAAUUUCAUAAUAAACUUAAACUAAAAGAAGAUAAACUUGAGAAACCAGAGAAGCCUGUAAAUGGAGAAGACAAAGGUGACUCAGGUGUUGAUACCCAAAAUAGCGAAGGGAAUGCAGAUGAGGAAGAUCCACUUGGCCCCAACUGCUACUAUGACAAAACCAAAUCCUUCUUUGAUAACAUCUCCUGCGAUGACAAUCGAGAACGGCGACCCACUUGGGCUGAGGAAAGAAGAUUAAAUGCAGAGACCUUUGGAAUACCACUGCGUCCCAAUCGUGGCCGUGGAGGGUACAGAGGCAGAGGGGGGAUUGGCUUCCGAGGUGGAAGAGGAAGAGGAGGUGGAAGAGGUGGCUUCACUGCCCCCCGAGGAUUUCGUGGUGGAUUCAGAGGAGGUCGUGGAGGCAGGGAGUUUGCUGACUUUGAAUAUAGGACAACAAAGUUGCUGCAUAGUCUACAAGAAAGCUGAAACCGGGUGAACGUCUAGAUCUUCUUGAUCCAGAGAAUUAGUUUCAAUCUCUGCAAAGAAUGAAGUUAAUUUGCUGUAUACUUGUCACCAGCACUGGGAUUUAACUAUUUAAUUUCAAAGGGGUGUAAUGCAGUUACUUUUGAAAAAUGGCCAUCUUUGAAAACAGUGAGCAUUAAAUAUAUUUGAGACAGAAGGAUAAGUAAUUUCUUAUGUAUAGUUAAUUAUAAAGCAGUACUUCGAUGGAGUUUAAGUAUUUUUUCAUCACUGAAAGGAUUUUUCUUAUUACUAGACUGUAUUUGAUAAUUGCUUCAAGUUGUAAGGACAAUUGUAUGCAGAAGGCCGUCGAUACUGUGAGUGUUUUGAUCCACUGAAGGUUGUUUUUUGGAAAUCCUGUAAUAUCCCUUUUGAGAUAGUUGUACUUUUAUCAACUAGGGUGCUGGACAGUAGGAAACUUGCUUUGUCAGUCAAAUAUGUACACACAGUAAAUACUGUUUCUUAGGCAAAGGAAACUUUUUAUAUAGUUGUAAAAUUCCAUUAUAUCCCAUUGCCAAAGAAACAUUACGAACUUUGUAUAGCUGUAUAAAAAGCAACUAAUUUUUUAAAGAAUAAACAUUUUUAAGUCGGCAAA
This is a messenger RNA of Haliaeetus leucocephalus (bald eagle), 2343 nucleotides long. It is a transcript of the gene LSM14A, whose product is annotated as LSM14A, SCD6 homolog A (S. cerevisiae). The transcript is spliced from 10 exons. Bases 318 to 1715 code for a protein of 465 amino acids. Gene Ontology annotation, molecular function: mRNA binding. Gene Ontology annotation, cellular component: P-body. Gene Ontology annotation, biological process: P-body assembly; cytoplasmic stress granule assembly. The record is from RefSeq and is a predicted model, not a curated record. Lineage: Eukaryota; Metazoa; Chordata; Aves; Accipitriformes; Accipitridae.